AUGCCUCAGAUCCCUCUACUACUUUUUGCACUUUUUUGUUGUGCUGUCUAUUCGGAAUCUAGCUGCUAUUGUGGGUACCGUCGAUCAGGGAUGCUAAUUACUCUUCGGUGCGCUUCCGAUCCUGCCGAACUUCCAAAGUCACUCUUUACUCCAGUUCUUUGUGAAAGAAUGGGUGGAAUAGUCCGCAUUGGAGAUUCAAGUAGCGUAACAGCGAUUCGAGAAGAGACCGGUGCUUUGGGGAUGGCUAUCGAACCAUAUGGACUCAGUCAACUGGAAUUCGCAGAACCAGUUGUUAAAGUCCAGCUCAACUUCCCCCUGCAAGCUAAGCUUCUUGAUGCUCUUGCUUUUGCGGGUCUUCCACAUUUAGUAACUCUUCAUGCUUGGAGAGCUCCGAUUGCUCUUGAUGGAUGCUCUUUGGCAGGAUUAGCGCGUUUGGAAAAUAUUGUUCUCAGUUGCGGUUCCAUGUUCUCUAGAUUUAUAACCUUUGGAUCAUCCUUCAAGAGUAUCAGAUUGAUUGGCUGUCUCGGAAGACCACUUCAAUUCAUUUGCACUCAAUGCACUCAGAGACCAGAUAUCAGUGUUCUUCGAAUACUUCCGGGUCCACCUUCACCCGGGGGAAUAAUAACUUUUGAAAGUUGGUGGAACUCCUCCCAUUCAGAAAAUUCAGUAGCUCUUGGAAAGUGUCGUCCAGGAGUAUGUUCAGAUGAUCAUAUUUGCCGCCAUAAUUACCCACUCAAACUUGCUCGUGGAUAUCAACCUAGAAAGCCUCUGACUUAUUCCACCCUGGUGCCUUUAACAAUUCCCACCCUCUCAAAAUCUACACCAUCCUCAUUUAUCUCCAUAUUUCUGCCCAUUCUUGGAUUUAUUCUUGUUAUUUCAAUUGCCCUUUGCCUUUUGAUGUCUCUUCGGAUAUCGAAAAAACUCCGAAGGAAGCGGAAGAUGGUGCACAUGGAAAGCAGAGGAGGUGAUAGGCAAGAUCUCAGUGCUCUGUCUGAAUCCGAUCGAACUCACUCAGUGCCUUUGAAUAGAUCUACCUCAAUAAAUAAAACUUAA
Molecule: messenger RNA, 1053 nt
Organism: Rodentolepis nana
Lineage: Eukaryota; Metazoa; Platyhelminthes; Cestoda; Cyclophyllidea; Hymenolepididae
Source: the annotation of a GenBank genome assembly